CGCCCCCGCCCCGCGGCGCCGCCGCCCGCCCGGCCGCGGCACGCGCUGCCCUGCCAGCGCUUUCCGGGCGGCCCCGGCGCCCCGGGACCUCCCCGACCCGCCCCCGGGGCCUCCCCCUGGCCCGGUUCCCCCCCCCGGUGCCCCUCAACCCCCCGGUGUCCCCAGCCCCCGCCGCCCCCCAGUGCCCCCCGGCGCCCGCCGCCAUGAGCGAGCUGAAGGACUGCCCGCUGCAGUUCCACGACUUCAAGUCGGUGGACCACGCGAAGGUGUGCCCGCGGUACACGGCCGUGCUGGCCCGCUCCGAGGACGACGGCAUCGGCAUCGAGGAGCUGGACACGCUGCAGCUCGAGCUGGAGACGCUGCUCUCCUCCGCCAGCCGCCGCCUCCGCGUCCUGGAGGCCGAGACGCAGAUCCUGACUGACUGGCAGGACAAGAAGGGUGACCGGCGGUUCCUGAAGCUGAAGGACCAUGACGUGGGCACCUCUGUCAAACAUACGAAGCCCAAGAAGCAGAAGCUGGAGGGCAAAGGGGGCCAUGGGACAGGGCCUGGCCCUGGGCGGCCCAAAUCCAAGAACCUGCAGCCCAAGAUCCAGGAAUACGAGUUCCCAGAUGACCCCAUCGAUGUGCCACGGAUUCCUAAAAAUGAUGCUCCAAACAGGUUCUGGGCCUCGGUGGAGCCGUACUGCGCCGACCUCACCAACGAGGAAGUCAGGGUGCUGGAGGAGCUGCUCAAGCCGCCUGAGGACGAGGCUGAGCACUACAAGAUCCCGCCUCUGGGGAAGCAUUAUUCCCAGCGCUGGGCCCAGGAGGACCUGCUGGAGGAGCAGAAGGAUGGAGCCCGGGCCGCGGCUGCUGCCGACAAGAAGAAAGGCAUCCUGGGACCGCUGACUGAGCUGGACACUAAAGAUGUCGAUGCCCUGCUGAAGAAGUCGGAGGCACAGCACGAGCAGCCGGAGGACGGGUGCCCCUUUGGGCCCUUGACGCAGCGUCUCCUGCAGGCCCUCGUGGAGGAGAACAUCAUCUCCCCCGUUGAGGACUCCCCCAUUCCCGAAAUCACUGGCAAGGACUCGGGAGCCGACGGCGCCGGCACUUCCCCCCGCAGCCAGAACAAGCCCUUCAGCGUCCCCCACACCAAGUCGCUGGAGGGGCGGAUCAAGGAGGAGCUGGUUGCCCAGGGCUUGCUGGAGUCGGAAGACCGUCCCGCUGAGGACUCGGAGGACGAGGUCCUGGCCGAGCUGCGCAAGAGGCAGGCCGAGCUCAAGGCGCUCAGCGCGCACAACCGCGCCAAGAAGCACGAGCUGCUGCGGCUGGCCAAGGAGGAGCUGCACCGCCAGGAGCUACGGCAGCGCGUCCGCAUGGCCGACAACGAGGUGAUGGAUGCCUUCCGCAAGAUCAUGGCGGCGCGGCAGAAGAAGCGCACCCCCACCAAGAAGGAGAAGGACCAGGCCUGGAAGACCCUGAAGGAACGUGAGAGCAUCCUCAAGCUGCUGGACGGUUAGCAGGGAGCUGAGGACUGGGCUGCAAGUUGCUCGCACCCCCGUUUUGCAGACUGCAGCUGAGCUGCCCCAGCAGCCAGGCAGGGCAACGUGGGGAGGAGGAUGGCCCUGCGCAUGGGCCUGGCGUGGUGGCAGUGCCCCCGUCACGUGCGGGGUCUUGGCGCGGCUGCGCUCUGCCUAGGACGGCCCCGUGGGCUCGGCGUGGCGGGUGCCCAAGCCCCCAGCGGUGUGACGCCCCGCGGAAAGGCCUGGGCCUGCGCUGCCUCCCUCGCUGCCCGUCCCGCUAGACCUCCCGGCCCAGGAGGCAGCUCCCAGCUGCUGCUCCCUCGUGUCCUGCUGGGCCCCCGCAGCGGCCCCCCCCCUCUUCCUGGGCUGCUCCUGCGGCAGUAGAGGGGGGCAGCUGCCUGCCCCGCCUCUGCCACCCCCGUGCUCUGGCUUCGACCCCUGGGGGGCCCAGGCUGCUGCAGCCCUUCGGAGGACGGGGUAGACUGGCCGUGGCCUGCUGCCCCAAACCGCUCAGCCCUGGGGCCAGCGCCAUGGCCACCGCUACUGAAGGCAGGGCGCGAGCCCUGUGCCCGGGCCUGGCGCAGGGGAGCGGAGCGGAGGGUGGGGAUGCCCCUGCCUUUCCUCUCCAGGGACCCUGGGCGCGGAGCUAGGCAGCCGCGCGCAGCGUUCCUGGGAACCGCCGCCUGGGCCGCUUCCGCCCCCCACUCCCUGCUGGGCUGCCGCUGUUAUUCUCGGAGCCUGACAUCAGCCGCACCACGAGGGGGGCCGUGGGGCGGAUGUGGUGGCCGCUGCGGCAUGGAUCCCACGGCCUGGCAACCUCCCCGGCUGCCGGGGGGGAUCCCGAGCCCGGCGCCGGGGGCUGCCGGCGGGGAGGAGCAGCGGCGGCAGCAGGGUGGGAGCUGGCCGGCCCCCGCGGGGCUGUCACGCUGUGCCUGGCCCCCAGCCCGCGCCAGGGCGGGGGGGGACAGCGGCGCCCCACACGAGGGCGGGUGUUGGGGCUGGAGCGGAAGGGGGGCGGGGAGGGCAGGGGCCUGCGGGGGGAGCGCGCUGGGCCAGGGGGCAGCCGGGGGGUGGUGGCGGCCUGCUGCGGUCGGGCUCUCCAUGUACGUGUGGUUUGUGCUGCCAAUAAACGGAGCCCUGGGAGGCGGCGGCGGUG
Dromaius novaehollandiae (emu) is the source of this 2658-nucleotide messenger RNA. RefSeq names its product transcriptional adaptor 3 (gene TADA3). NCBI's taxonomy places the organism in Eukaryota, Metazoa, Chordata, Aves, Casuariiformes, Dromaiidae. Bases 204 to 1499 code for a protein of 431 amino acids. Gene Ontology annotation, biological process: regulation of transcription by RNA polymerase II. Gene Ontology annotation, cellular component: SAGA complex. The record is from RefSeq and is a predicted model, not a curated record. The transcript has 8 exons. Gene Ontology annotation, molecular function: transcription coactivator activity.